Molecule: messenger RNA, 2025 nt
Organism: Lotus japonicus
Lineage: Eukaryota; Viridiplantae; Streptophyta; Magnoliopsida; Fabales; Fabaceae
Product: flowering locus K homology domain-like
Exons: 7
Coding region: 158-1810 (550 amino acids)
Biological process (GO): regulation of gene expression
Cellular component (GO): cytoplasm; nucleus
Molecular function (GO): mRNA binding
Source: RefSeq, a predicted model, not a curated record
UAAGAAUGCUUGUUUGUGCAGGUUGGUGGUGCCUGUAUCUCACUCACUCACUCACUCUCUCAUCCAAACCUAAAAUUAGCACCGCACAUCGCUCUCCGUUUCAUUCAUAUCCAUCUCUUUCCCUCCGAACUCCUCUGAAUCACUUAGCUACUGAGAUAUGUCUGGGGAACAAUUUGAUGGACAAGAUGCAGGCUAUGUGCCUGAGAAUCCUGAUGAUUUUCCGCAAAACAAUUCCGAUGAAAUUGAAGGAGGGAAUGUGAUUGAUGACGACUCUGGGUUUCCUCAACUACAGCCUGAUGAUGUGCAGGAGGAUGUGGAUGUGGGAGUGGGAGAUUUGGCUGAGGAUGCCAAUCCUCCUGAAGGUGAAUUUGAUGGUGGUCAUGAUGUUGUUGAAGAUUUGCCUGGAAACGAUGUUGAUGAUUCUCUUCCGCCGGAGCUUACUGAGGAACAAGAACAACAUGAUGGAGUCAUUACUGAGGAACAAGAACAACAUGAUGGAGGAGGCGUGACUGAGGAGAAUUUUGGCUCCCCAGAAAAACAGGUACCCGGGGAAGAUUUGAAAGGGAGUGAAAUAAAGAAGUGGCCGGGGUGGCCUGGAGAGAAUGUUUUCAGGAUGUUGGUUCCUGCGCAAAAGGUUGGCAGUAUUAUUGGCCGUAAGGGCGAGUUUAUUAAGAAAAUUACUGAAGAGACUAAGGCUCGUAUUAAGAUUCUCGAUGGUCCACCUGGAACUGCAGAAAGAGCAGUAAUGGUUUCUGCAAAAGAAGAACCAGAGCGCAGCAUACCACCUGCUGUGGAGGGCUUGUUAAGGGUUCAUAAACACGUUGUCAAUGUGGACCAACCUGCUGAUAGUGCAUCAGGUGCAGGACGCCAAAUAAUUACAAGACUUCUAGUCGCAGAUACUCAAGCAGGAAGUUUGAUUGGGAAGCAGGGUUCGACUAUAAAAUCCUAUCAAGAUGCCACAGGUUGCAAUUUACGUGUUCUUGGUUCAGAUCACCUGCCAGUUUUUGCUCUGCGAGAUGAUAGUGUUGUUGAAAUACAAGGAGAAUCUGCUGGGGUUCACAAGGCAGUUGAACUUGUUGCUCUUCAUCUUAGGAAGUUCUUGGUUGACCGCAGCAUAGUUGGAGUAUUUGAAACACAGAUGCAAAGACCAGAUGUUCGAGUUAACCCGAAUGUGCCACCACACCAACCUUGGGGUCCUCCUCCUCCUCAAGGGUUUCCAGGUCCUGGAAGUGGUGGUGGACCUGCUUUUCCACCUAAUCCUCAAUAUAUGCCGCCACCUUCACAUAACUAUGAUAAUUACUACCCACCUGCUGACCUGCCUCCCAUGGACAAGCACCUUCAUCAGGGUCCACCACCUGCCUAUGCAAGGGAUGCUCCUAUGGGAAUUCAUCCAUCCAGUGCACCUCCGCAACAAUCUGGUGUGACUAAGGUCACACAUCAUAUGCAAAUUCCCCUGUCAUACGCAGAUGCUGUUAUUGGAGCAUCAGGAGCAAAUAUUAGCUACAUUCGACGUGCUAGUGGAGCAAGUAUUACAAUUCAAGAAACCAGGGGUGUGCCAGGGGAGAUGACCGUAGAGAUAAGUGGUACUGCUUCUCAAAUUCAAGCAGCCCAACAGCUGGUCCAGAAUUUCAUGGCUGAAGCAGCAUCUGCGCAACAGGAUCAAAUGAGUGGACAAAUUAAUCAAGGUUAUAAUUCCUAUCCUACUAAUGCCCCUGUAUAUGCAUCUCCGCCACAAAGCGCUGGUGGUCAUGCAGGCCAUGCGCCUCCUGCAGAUUAUGGUCCUGUAUAUGGCACCAAUUAUGGUUAUUGAACAGAUUAGAUUCAAUUUUUGUUGAGGAGCCUUAUGUUCUGUAAACAUUCCGUUCAAUUCUAGUUUCCUGGUUCUAGUUCUUGUGGGUAUUGUAAGCAGGCCGCCUGGACGUGGCUUAUACCCCUUAUAUUUUAGCUGUAUUACAUUUGGUGUAUUGACUGGAUAGGAUUUAGAGGAUAUGAUUUUGAUAGUUUUUAUUUUUCUAAAUUCUUUUA